This is a messenger RNA of Lactuca sativa (garden lettuce), 555 nucleotides long. RefSeq lists its product as uncharacterized. Lineage: Eukaryota; Viridiplantae; Streptophyta; Magnoliopsida; Asterales; Asteraceae. The record is from RefSeq and is a predicted model, not a curated record.
AUGCUCACCGACCCCGAAAUCAUCAGAGAGACCACCGAGAAGAUCAUCCAAAUUCAGGAGCGACUGAAGGCAUCUAGGUACCGACAAAAGUGCUACACGGAUAAACGACAGAAACCCUUGGAAUUCCAAGUCGGAGACGGCAUGAUAUUGAAGGUAUCGCCCUGGAAAGGGAUGAUAUGCUUUGGGAAGCAUAGAAAAUUGAAUCUGAGGUACAUUGAACAAUUCGAGAUCCUCGCCAAGAUCGGUGCAGUGACCUAUAGAUUUCUGUUACCACAAGAACUCAACAACAUACAUCCUACUUUCCACGUGUCUAAUUUGAAGAAAUUCAUGUCUGAGGAAAGUCUCGCCAUCCCACUGAAUGAGAUAGAAGUAAACAACAAUCUUCAUUUCAUCAAAGAACCCGUGGAGAUAAUGGACAUAGAGGUGAAACGGAUGAAACAAAGCCGCAUUCCCAUUGUGAAGGUCCGAUGGAACGCCAAACAAGGGCUUGAGUUCACUUGGGAACAUGAAUAUCAAAUGAAACAAAAGUACCUACAUCUCUUCCAAAGUUCAUGA